AUGACUUUGGACACCAAUCUCUUUUCCAAGCUCCAGUCCGUGAAGGCGGAGAUUCAGGAUGCCCAGGAUGAACAUGUCAAAUACAGGCAGGAGCUGGAGCAGACUCAGAACGAGCUGACCAGAGAACUCAAACUCAAACAUCUGAUUAUCGAGAACUUCAUCCCACUGGAGGAGAAGAGCAAGAUUGUGACUAGAGCCACUUUUGACGAGGAAGAUGACCUCUGGAAAAUGACCCCUAUCACCCGCAUUCAAAAUGAUCAGCAGAUGAUGAAAAGGCCUGUUUCUGCAGUCGGCUACAGACGGCCUCUGAGUCAGCAUGCCCGUAUGGCCAUGUUGAUGCGGCCUGAUGUCAGAUACAAGGCUGAGAACAUCCUGCUGCUGGAGUUGGAUUUGCCCACACGUACCACAAAAGACUACGAGGGACCGGUGAUAGCACCUAAAGUGGCUGCGGCUCUGGAGGACGCUCUGAGAGAGGAGGACGAAAUCCAGGUGGACGCCUCUGGCCUCCGUGCCAGCCUUGGCUCCAGUCCAGGCCUCAGCGCCACCGCUGCUGGGUUUUCCAAGAAACCAAAGUCAGGCCGCCCAAAAACUGGCAAGAAGGUGAGCACUCCAACUUCAGCUCACAGCCCUUUGUCCGGCUCAGGGUCCCCUCUUUACCCACAAUCUCGAGGCCUUGUGCCUAAGUGACCCCGGCCUUCGCUGCUACGUAUGAACUAACCAGCUUUGGCAUCAAUGCUCUUAAAUGCCAGGCAAAAUCAGUUGCAUUAAAGACGGUGGAACGUCUCAUCGAGCUCCUCCUGGUGUGGCAUUUAAACCAAUCG
This is a messenger RNA of Pimephales promelas (fathead minnow), 821 nucleotides long. Lineage: Eukaryota; Metazoa; Chordata; Actinopteri; Cypriniformes; Leuciscidae. The record is from RefSeq and is a predicted model, not a curated record.